AUGUCGUCCUCUGCGAGCGGCUUCCUCGGCCGCUCGACUAGCAACAACUCCAACAUGCGAGGCCUGGUGCAGUUCAUUGCCGAUUUGAGAAAUGCAAGAGCUAGAGAGCUGGAAGAGAAGAGAAUCAACAAGGAGCUGGCCAACAUCCGACAAAAGUUCAAGGAUGGAAACCUGAGCGGUUAUCACAAGAAGAAAUACGUGUGCAAGCUCCUCUACAUCUACAUCCUCGGAUGGAACGUCGACUUUGGUCACCUGGAGGCCGUCAACCUCAUCUCGGCGAACAAGUAUUCGGAGAAACAAAUCGGAUACCUCGCCAUGACCUUGUUCCUACACGAGAAACACGAGCUGCUGCACCUGGUCGUCAACAGUAUACGAAAAGACCUACUGGACCAUAAUGAGCUAUUCAACUGUCUGGCUCUCCAUGCGAUUGCAAACGUUGGCGGCAGGGAAAUGGGAGAAGCCCUCAGCGGAGAGGUUCACAGGCUUCUGAUCUCCCCGACGUCCAAGGCAUUUGUGAAGAAGAAGGCAUCGCUCACCCUCCUCCGCCUAUACCGCAAGAACCCCGACAUUGUCCAGCCGCAAUGGGCCGAGCGCAUAAUAUCGCUAUUGGACGACGUGGACGUUGGCGUAGCUCUGUCCGUCACCUCUCUAGUUAUGGCCCUUGCCCAGGAUAAUGCGAAUGCGUACAAGGGAGCAUAUGCGAAGGCCACAGCAAGGAUAAAGAGAAUCGUCAUUGAUGGGGAGUAUACUCCGGACUACCUCUACUACAAGGUCCCUUGCCCUUGGCUUCAGGUCAAGCUUCUGCGUCUGCUGCAGUAUUUCCCUCCUUCAGAUGACACCCACGUCCGCGAGAUGAUCCGAGAGUCUCUGCAGAAGAUUUUGAACCUCGCCAUGGAGCAAACCAAGAACGUUCAACAGAACAACGCACAAAACGCCGUGCUCUUCGAGGCCAUCAAUCUCAUCAUUCACUUGGAUAAUGAGCAGGCCCUGUUGAAGCAGAUCUCAUCUCGCCUGGGACGAUUCUUGACAUCGAGAGAAACCAACGUUCGCUACUUGGGUUUGGAGGCAAUGACGCAUCUGGCAGCCCGCAUCGAGACCUUGGAGCCGAUCAAGCAACACCAGGAUGUCAUUCUUGGCUCACUCAAGGACAGAGAUAUCAGUGUGCGAAGGAAAGGUCUUGACCUUCUCUACAGCAUGUGCGACUCGUCCAAUGCUCAGGUCAUUGUCGGUGAACUUCUUCACUACCUCCAGAACGCCGAUUUCGCUAUAAGAGAGGAGAUGGUGCUGAAGAUUGCCAUCUUGACUGAACGGUAUGCCACUGACGUUCAGUGGUAUGUGGACAUUUCGCUGCGUCUGAUUGCCAUGGCUGGUGACCACGUCAGCGACGAGGUGUGGCAGCGUGUCAUCCAGAUUGUGACGAAUAACGAGGAGCUGCAGGUCUAUGCGGCUCAGCAUUCCUUGCAGUACGUCAAGUCGGAUCACUGCCAUGAGACCCUGGUCAAGAUUGGAGCGUACAUAUUGGGCGAGUUUGGGCAUCUCAUCGCCGAUCAGCCCAAGUGCAGUCCGAUUGAGCAGUUUAUGGCUCUCCAGAGCAAGGUUGCCGCAUGCUCAUCAAGUACACGGGCUAUGAUCCUCUCAUGUUAUGUCAAAUUUGUCAACCUGUUCCCCGAAAUCAAGCCCCAACUUCUCAAGGCAUUCCAGGUCUUCAGCCAUACACUCGACUCUGAGCUUCAGCAGAGAGCCUGCGAGUACCUGACGCUCGCCACGCUGCCGACAGAUGACCUCCUUCGCACCGUGUGCGACGAAAUGCCGCCAUUCUCUGAAAGACAAUCUGCCCUGCUUGCCAGAGUGCAUCAGAAGCAUGCCAACACUAGCGAUAAGAGAACUUGGAUUGUGGGUGGCAAGGAUGCAAACGCAGAUGUGGCAGAGAUGAAGAUGGCCAAGGAGGGUGGUCUCAAGCGGACCUUCAGCACAAACACGAACGGUCACUCGCAUGCGGCUAAUGGAGGCACCAACGGAACGAAUGGCAACGGUAACGGUGUCAAUGAUUUGGCCGGCCUGGACAUGAAUAACCUUGGACCUGCCGAGCCCAAGACGAAGGCACUGAACUUGGCAAGCGCGGCUCACUUGUCUCCCAACUGGGACAUUGGAUACAAUAAGCUGCUGCUCAAGGCAGAAGGCGUGCUGUACGAGGAUGGGCAGAUUCAGGUCGGUGUGCGUUCCGAGUACAGAGGCCAGAUGGCGUGCUUGAUUCUUUACUUCAAGAACAAGACGCCCACUGCACUGGGCUCAUUCACUACAACAUUGGAUCUCGACGAAACCGAAAAGGGCAAGCUUACAUGGGACGUGAAGAACCUGCCUGAGAGCACAAUCUAUCAGUCUGGGCAGUCUCAGCAGGUCAUCAUGUUUGAGUCGAAGAGGGUGUUUGAUAAGAGCCCGACGAUACGGAUCAGCUACCUCGCUGGUGCCCUGCAGGCUGUCACCCUCAAGCUUCCCAUCACUGCACACAAGUUUAUGGAUCCCGCAGACCUCUCCGCCGAAGAUUUCUUCAGGCGCUGGAAGCAGAUUGGCGGUGCCCCUCGCGAGGCCCAGCAGAUCUUUGGUCUAUCGCCUGGCAAGUCGGAUAGAGAGAUGAACGAAUUCUUUGUACGGCAGACGGUCGAGGGCUUCCGAUGGCGUGUCCUCGACGGUGUCGACCCCAAUGCGAAGAAUUUUGUCGGUGCUAGUGUCCUGCACACCUCAGAGGCGGGCAAAUUUGGUUGUUUGAUGCGUCUUGAGCCGAAUUAUGGAACCAAGAUGAUUCGUCUCACAAUCCGCGCCACGGACGAGAGCGUCCCCGACGUCCUCCUUAAGAUCAUGCAAGAUCGUCUCGCCGCUGGCUUUACGCCAGAAAAGUUCCAAGCCCCUACACCAUCCGAGAUAUCGGACGCAUUUAGCAAUAUUCUGGUUACAUAG
Molecule: messenger RNA, 2955 nt
Organism: Colletotrichum orchidophilum
Lineage: Eukaryota; Fungi; Ascomycota; Sordariomycetes; Glomerellales; Glomerellaceae
Exons: 7
Coding region: 1-2955 (984 amino acids)
Biological process (GO): clathrin-dependent endocytosis; intracellular protein transport
Cellular component (GO): membrane coat; AP-2 adaptor complex
Molecular function (GO): clathrin-cargo adaptor activity
Source: RefSeq, a predicted model, not a curated record